Molecule: messenger RNA, 2342 nt
Organism: Carcharodon carcharias (great white shark)
Lineage: Eukaryota; Metazoa; Chordata; Chondrichthyes; Lamniformes; Lamnidae
Gene: adora2b
Product: adenosine A2b receptor
Exons: 2
Coding region: 96-1088 (330 amino acids)
Biological process (GO): adenylate cyclase-activating G protein-coupled receptor signaling pathway; G protein-coupled adenosine receptor signaling pathway; vasodilation
Cellular component (GO): membrane
Molecular function (GO): G protein-coupled adenosine receptor activity
Source: RefSeq, a predicted model, not a curated record
GCUGCUGUUGGUGCCGGUGUCCGGGUUCGGUGUCCGGUGUCCGGUGUCCCGAUGGCCGCCUCUGGCUGCGGGGACAGUGAGCGCUGAACUGGGACAUGGAGAUUAGCCCGGUUUAUAUCACCCUGGAGCUGCUGAUUGCUGUGCUCGCCAUCCUGGGCAAUGUGCUGGUUUGCUGGGCUGUGUCUACCAACAAGAACCUGAAGACGGCCACUAACUAUUUCCUGGUCUCUCUGGCUGUGGCUGACAUCGCGGUCGGAGCUUUCGCCAUUCCAUUCGCCAUCAUCAUCAGCAUCGGGAUGGACACCGACUUCCACGGCUGCCUCUUCCUCGUCUGCUUCGUCCUGGUCCUGACCCAGAGCUCAAUCUUCAGCCUCCUGGCUGUAGCAAUCGACAGGUACCUGUCAGUCAGCACCCACCUCAGAUAUAAGGGGCUGAUAACUGGGAGACGUGCCAGGCUGAUUAUAGCGGUCUUCUGGAUCCUGUCCUUUGUGAUUGGUUUGACUCCGUUUUUUGGCUGGAAUCAGAGGAAUGAAGUGCCGAUAAAUUGCAGAAAUAGCACACAGCUGGCGAACAACUCUGGCCUCUGGAACUGCUCAGUGAAAUGUCUCUUUCUGAACGUGGUCAAUAUGAAAUAUAUGGUUUACUUCAACUUUCUGGGCUGCGUCCUGACACCACUGCUGAUCAUGUUGGGCAUUUAUGUAAAAAUCUUCACUGUUGCUCGAAAGCAGCUACAAAAGAUUGAGCUGAAUUCUGUAAAUUCUGACACUUCCCGGACAUACUUACAGAAUCAAGUAAGAGUUGCAAAAUCACUCUCCAUCAUUGUCGGGUUCUUCGCUUUCUGCUGGCUUCCACUUCACAUCCUCAACUGCAUUAAUCAUUUUCACCCACAGUAUUUCAAAACCAUGAACUUGCGUAUCAUGAAUGCUGCCAUCGUUCUGUCUCAUGCAAACUCUGUUGGGAAUCCCAUCAUCUAUGCCUACAAGAUUCAAGAAUUUCGCAACACCUUCCAUAAAAUUAUUUUCAAAUGGAUUCUGUGCAGGACAGACAAUGAGUUUAAGCCUGACACUCUGGGUGGAACACACCCAUAAAGGGGUCAGAGAUGUUAUCAUGAAUGUCUGGGUAACCUGUGGACAUCAUAUUUAUACGUACUGUUUACUGACAUACCUAACAUCUGUCUUUGUACAUUAAUUGUAGGGGUAACUCUUUGGGUAAGAAAAGGAUAACAUUGCAAUCAAAGGAAGCUGUCAAAAUGUGAAAUACUUCAGCAUUACCUCAAAUCUGAUUCCAACCCUGCAAAUAACUUUUCUCCAAGGUAGAGUUUCUAAACAGAGAUGGACUAGGGGAGACUCAUAAAGUAUUUGCAAACUAGAUUACUGCCAUAGCUCUGAGAUCCAUUGCACUCACACUUUUCAAGGAUGUUACUGCUGGCCUUAGUGUGGUGUGGUUGGUAAUCCUAAUCUGUCAAACAGGGACGGAAUUGUCCUAUCAGAUCUCCACAGUAAGACAUAUUCAUGCAUCUUGAAGUUGUGAAAGCAGAGAUUGUCUUGUUGACUCCACGGUGCAGCAGUAUUUCAAAGCAGCACCACCUUUAUUCCAAAGCAAAUGCUAUUUGCCAACUCUCAAUAAAGUGACAAAUUUGUUCUGAAAAGUGUCCUAACACAAAGCCACAAUCAAUCAUUGUGGGUCAGAAUACAUCAGGGGCAAUUCUAGGUUGUAUAUCAGUGGGGAAAAGGGGACAUAGCUGAUGCUAAAGGCAAAACCGGAAUGACAGCACAAUAUUCUGUCAUCUCUUUCCCUGCUGCCUCCAAGUCAAAGCAUCACAAUAAUAUCAUGGCCUUGAAAUUCCAUGGGCACCAAUUCCAGUGGCUAUAUUGGAACUGUGUCCAUCAAUGCCCCCUCAUACUGAUUGACAGCAGUUGUGGGGUCAGUGGGAAGGUAUCUCAUGUAUGAGGUCAACAGGAGAAUUCACCCAUGGGACACUGGCUACCCUAUGCUAGCAGAAAUUCCAUUACGCCAUCCCCUUGUAAGGGAGGAUAGGUUGCCCAGGGAACUCCCUAGACCACAAUACUGCUCUGAUUAGAACAUGUUUGCGGUCCAGUCUGGAGUCUACUCGUGAGGCCCAUAUGUAUCAUUGGCCAGGCAUCUAUAUGCCCACAUUUCAUCUGUUGCGCCGGCCAGCUCUGACGCAACAGGACAAGGAAUUUGCAGCCUUUCGCUUGGCAUAUGACGGACUAAGAUUUUGCCUCUUGACUGCUGCUCAGUUUGGGAUCAACCAGAGCCACUCAGCUCCUGACCUCAUUACAGCCUUGGUCCAAACAUGGACGAAAGAGCUGAACUCUAGA